Messenger RNA from Eriocheir sinensis (Chinese mitten crab), 2743 nucleotides. RefSeq lists its product as uncharacterized. Bases 277 to 1485 code for a protein of 402 amino acids. The record is from RefSeq and is a predicted model, not a curated record. NCBI's taxonomy places the organism in Eukaryota, Metazoa, Arthropoda, Malacostraca, Decapoda, Varunidae. The transcript is spliced from 7 exons.
UCCAGAGACCAGUUGGGGGUGAGCGCAGGUGGUGGUGGUGGUGGUGGUCUCCGGAGCAACCCCCCACCCCCCCUCCCCCUCUCCUACCUGCCCCCUGCCCAGCUGCCCAUCGAGCCCACAGCGGGGGAGCAAGGCGCCCUACCCUACGUCCCUCCGGAGCAAGUGGCGGCCCCCAACCCACCCAGCACCGAGUUCAUCCCCUCCUUCCCCCAGAUUGGUUCCCCCUCAGCGGGUUCGGGCACUGGUGGCCUCCCCGUGGUCCCAGGUGUGGUGCCCAUGUUUGACUCGGAAGACGACGAGGACGAGGAAGAAGAGCCGAGUUUCUUCUCCAAGGUGGGGGAGUCCAAAUUGGCACUCCUCGGGGGCGUGAUGGGAGCCAAGUCUGCCGUGUGGGAUGGACUGAAGAACGCGAAGGAGUCUUUGGUGUCAGGGGUCAGGAGCGCCGUGACAGCCAAAACAGAAGCAUUUCAAACCUUAACCAAGCGACUGAAACCUUCUGAAAAACCACAGGAGGGGGGUUCAGGGGGAGGGGGGCCAGUAGGGGGGGGCGUGGUGCCUUACCCCAUCUACCCCCCUUACCCCCAGCCCGGCUACCCCCAAGUCUCCUACACCCAGCCCGGCUACCCCCAACCCUCCUACCCGCAGCCCGGCUACCCCCAACCCUCCUACCCACGGCCAACCUACCAGACCAAACCCGCGCCCUUCCAGCCCAAACCCUCCUUUUACCAGCCCAAUCCCGCGUACCCUGUGUAUGUGUACCCCGCGGGAUCUGCAUUCUCCUACGCCCCCAAGCCGAACCCCCUGGCAGCCCUCAAGUCCAAGCUGGAAGGGUUUGUGGCUGCCAAGAAGGCUACUUUGGCAGGGGCGUUGGCAAAGGUCGAGGAUGCCAAAGCUGAUUUCCAGGCCAAGCUUAAGAGUCUGCUGGUGAAGCCCUCCCCUGCCGCCCUCCCCUACCAGCCCCCUACCGCCUCAGAGCAGCCCUUCCACCCCUUCCGCCCCUACCUCAAUGUGCCUUUCACCCCAGCCAAGCCUCCCGUCUACCCUGCCAAGCUGCGUCCCAUCCCCAAGCCUUACCCUGUCAAGGCCUACCCUGCCCCUGUCCGCGCAGCUGUUAACCCCUACCCAACCCCCAACCCAGCCUCCACCCCUGCUCCAACCCCUGCCCCAACCCCUGCUACUACUGCUCCUCCUACCCCUGUUUCUACCACUACCCAAGCCCCCCUGCCGCCCCAAACCCUUCAGCCUCCCUGCCCCCCUUCACUAGACACCCGCCUUGUUCCCCACCACCCCCGCCCCCUCUACGCUAUCGUUCCCGUCCCCGCGAAGCCCUCUACCACCGGAGGGCUGAAGGGGCUCACAGCGAAGUUCGAAGCCAAGAAGAAGGAAGUGGUCGGGGCCAUAGCCGGAGCGUUCGCGCAGCUGAAGGCACCAUUCCAGCACAUCCGCCCAGCCUACACCUAUUCCUACGCCCCACGCCCAUGGUAAAGGGUCCUGGGGGCGCGGGGGGCGUGGAAAAGAGGUGAAAAGCGGGAGUAGCGAGAAGCGGGCACCCACCAGCUGUUUCCUCCUUGCCCGCCGCCGCCGCCUCAGCCAAUCAACUGUUGCCCUUCUCGUGACGUCACAGCAUAGCACGAGAGAGUAAAUAAUCGUAAUAAAUAGUUUAAUCUUAGCCUUUCUAGAGUGGUUUGGAUGCCUAGGGGUUUAAAGAGAAUGGGAAAGAGAUAAAGGAACAUAUUUUUAAACAUUCCGGCGCCCGAUCACACAUAAUUGACAAGGCUUUCGUAUAGGAGUUUGGGGCAUUUUCAUUGGGUAGUUUUAUGACUCCGGUGGUAGUUUGAGCCUUCGUCUGUGCUACAAAAAAAGACAUUCAUUAGAACCCGGAUGAUCUCCUUUUUGGACCUUUUUGGACUUUUUGCACCGUUCCCGGAUUAUCGUACUCAGAGCAUAGUAUUUCCCUGUUUCUGACGCCUGACUAUUGCCAAGAAACAUCAGGAUCUAACUCUUUUAACGAUAACUAUAAAUGAGUUUCGUUAUAGGAGCCCAGAAGACAGUUUUGGGGCAGGAAGUCGGGAAAUAUAAGCGGCUGAGUACGACAAUCUGGCAACGUUGGAUUCCUGUCUUUUUAGCAAUACCGACAGUCACAUGUUUAGACCAAUUAACAUCAUUAUCGUUAUAUCAUCACCACCUUCAGCCAUUACUACAUAGUCCACUGCAUAACAUUAAAGGACUUUCCCAACGUCCUCCACCUCGAUCUCUCUAUCUGACUUUGUACUCCAUCCUGCAACUCGUGCCAAAAGAUCAUCAAUGUUACUCUAAGAUUAAUACAGUAAAUGAAUUAAAUAAACGCUCGUGUGCAGGGAUCCAAGGUGAUGAGCCAAUGUCGUCUCAAUAGAUCUCUCAGUAUCGCGACGGUAAUGGCUGAGCUACCCCCAAAAGUCGCCCUUCACUGCAAUAAGCUUCCCCCCGCCUCUCUGCCCCCUACCCGUGGUGUCACAGAGGGAGCGUAAUGAGUAUAACAAAUAGUCUAAUCUUAGGGUCUCUAGCGUAGUUCUGUAGCGUGUAGUGGCCAUUAUUCGAAGGCAUUUAUAACGUGUAUUGAGGAAAGCGUUCCCGGCCGCAUGUUCCCGAAGUCUUUGCGGGUUUGUGGUCCCUGAGUGAAGACGCACGGGGCGUUCUGGACAUUACUCUCAUUGUGAUUCCCACUCAAAAUUACUACUUAACUCUCUGACCAAACCAUACCUAG